Cladophialophora yegresii CBS 114405 is the source of this 2193-nucleotide messenger RNA. RefSeq lists its product as uncharacterized. The record is from RefSeq and is a predicted model, not a curated record. NCBI's taxonomy places the organism in Eukaryota, Fungi, Ascomycota, Eurotiomycetes, Chaetothyriales, Herpotrichiellaceae. The transcript has a single exon. Bases 1 to 2193 code for a protein of 730 amino acids.
AUGUUCACACUUCCCUCGGCACGCCGGUUUCUGCUCCCAGCGGUUGUCAUCCUCGUCCUCCUGGUCUUUCUCCGCGUUCUCUCGGACACCGGAUCCCUCAGAUCAUCGCACGAUGCCCUCCUCCAAGCGGCCCUACAGAGAGAGCUCUCAAGCAGUGCGAAACUCACCCCCCUCUACGGUGCGUCUGCUCAUCCUCAUCUUCACCUCUCGGCUGGCCGAAAAAAGGCCACUUACCUCCCGCCGUCGCACGCUCUGCCCCUUCCACUAGCUCACCCUGCAAUCAAGCAGUUCACGCAGUGCCCCAUCCCGGCCAACGAGCAUACCUCGCACAUCCGACUGCCUGAGAUGCUGUAUAACAUCAGUCUCACCCCGACUCCACGCUCAUCUGGACCUGACAAGCGGGCAGAGGAAGACCAGAACGGACUGCUGGGUACUCCGUCCACGACGGCGGCCACGCGCUUCUUCAACCCCGCGAUAAUCCCGCUGCCCUACUGGGCCAGUCCGGCGCGAUAUAUCCUGGUUUCCCGCGUCGUGACGUCUGGCUUCCACCAGGAAUCGCAGAUCUGUCUCGCGGACAUUUGUCUGCCUCAACGAGCCACGUACUCCGCAUCCACGUCUCAAGCUCAAAGUCAUCUACCACCUGAUACUCGCCCAUGUACGCCCGCCGACCAUUUCCAUCUCGGCAGUGGUGGUGGAUUAAGGUGCGUUACCGAGCCGCUGAAGAUAAACAUCCCGCCCACGCCUGCGGAAAAGUGCGAGAACGCGUGGCUGGCGUUCCCUGAUAUACCUGGAUUCCAUGAUCCUCGGGUAUUUUGGAGCGGCAAGGGCGAACCGUUGAUUCUGGUGAACAGCGCGAGCCGAUACGGAUGCGUGGGGCUCUGGAUUGUGGACUUGAGGGUCGUGUAUCCGAUGCUUGAAACGGUUCUCAGUCGGGAGGACAGCACUUUGGGGGUAUUGAGGAGGGAUGGCGGAGGAAAAGGGGGCCAGAUGGCAGAGACUGGUGCUAGCCUUGGGGUUAAGCCAUCGAUGAGCUAUCCUCACCUGACGGAGAUCACGAGGAAUCCGAGAGAGAGUCGUGCCAGCGUGGAAAAGAAUUGGGUGUUGUGGUUCCCGAAUGGUGAAGAGGCGUAUGUGCAAUAUGAUCUGUUGGGUGCUCCACUGCUGAGUCAAGAUGAAGCUGGGCUCGAGCCGGGACAAGACCUAGAGGGUCUUGCAAGACUAGGACUUGAAGGGAAUCAAUGGCAAGAUUAUAGAGAAUCAAACGUCACGAACAUCAUCACGGGCUUUGCGAUGAACUCGACGAAGAAGCCAAGGACGAAGAGAAAGAGAACGUGGAUGGAAAAGGGGAGGCGCGGAGGUCGAACAUUCUCCAAACUCAUUGGCAACGGCUUCACCACACCGAACCUCACUCAUCCGCAUGAGCAGCCCUGCUUUUCAGCACAAGAAGGGGACUUUAAAGACUCUUUCGGCAGUAUCGGCCACUGGCACCAAGGGUCCAACUCCUUGCGGCUAAUAUUGUGUACAAGAGCACAAGCUCGCACCGAUCCAGCGUGUCGCGAUGACGAUUAUACCGACGACGACAAUACGGGUGGUCAGACAAUAGGCGCCGUGGCUGGUGGUCGCUCAAUACACUUUGCGAUCAUACAUCGGAAGUUCAGUAACGAGCUGGACUUGCCACUGCGCUAUGAGAGGUACGUGGUGCUGUGGGAGGGGAGAGAGCCAUUCCAGAUCCUGGGUGUCAGUCGCUUUCCGGUAUUGAUGAGAGAUGAAGGGGCGAAGCCAUGGACCAAGGAGGAAAACUGGCCAGUCAGCGGAGACGAAGAGGUGAAGAGAAAGUGGAAUACCACCAUGAAGAUGUCUUAUAAAGAGGGAGGAAGCAGACUCAUGAGACGAGGCGGACAUGAACGAGAAAUCGGUCAAGACGACGGGUUCGACAGGAGCUCGGCGUACUUCACAUACACGCCGAGUCUGGCCUGGACUUGGAGGCCUCAUUCUGCAGCCGCCAACCAGGAGGAUGACAUCGACGAUGUCGAUUACAUGUCUCAGCUGGGGACUGGGUAUCUGGGCGAUGAAGUACUUGUUGGUAUUGGCCUGGACGACGUGAAUCAGGCUUUUGCUCGAGUCAAGGUUGACAGCCUGCUGAACUGUUUGAGACUCUGCCCUGGUGUUCGAUUUCCUGAGGAAGGAGGUUGA